Molecule: messenger RNA, 6879 nt
Organism: Mus caroli (Ryukyu mouse)
Lineage: Eukaryota; Metazoa; Chordata; Mammalia; Rodentia; Muridae
Source: RefSeq, a predicted model, not a curated record
GAGCNAGCCGGCUGGAAGGCUGCCACCAGAGACGGGCGCGCGACGGAGGCCUUAGGCCACACGCUACAGGCUCCGGGGCUGAAAAAGCUCGCAGGAUUCGGCGCGCUCUAGGGGCUCAGCACCCGGCGCGUGCUCUCCGCUUUCCCGCCAGCCCCGCCCCCACUGCGCUCGCCCUGCCCCACGCGGCCACCUGCUACCCAGCGCGCGCCGGUGGAGGGCGCGGGAGCGCGCGCCCGGGAGCUAGCGAGGCCGGGAGGAUGGCGCGGGCCUCACUAGUGCAGCCGGCGCUCUGGGCGCUGCUGUUGCUGCAGGUAGUGGGCCCCGCCGCGGCCGCCAAGCUUAACAUUCCCAAGGUGCUGCUGCCCUUCACGCGGGCCACGCGCGUGAACUUCACUCUGGAAGCUUCUGAGGGCUGCUACCGCUGGUCAUCCACCCGGCCAGAGGUAGCCAGCAUAGAGCCAUUGGGCUCCAGUGAACAGCAGUGCUCCCAGAAGGCAGUGGUGCAGGCCCGCUUGACCCAGCCAGCCCGCCUGACCAGCAUCAUCUUUGCAGAAGACAUCACUACAGGGCAGGUGCUGCGNUGUGAUGCCAUCGUUGAUCUCAUCCAUGGCAUUCAGAUCGUCUCUACCACCCGUGAGCUCUAUCUUGAGGACUCUCCGCUAGAGCUGAAGAUCCAGGCUCUGGACUCAGAAGGGAAUACCUUCAGCACCUUGGCAGGACUGGUCUUUGANUGGACAAUUGUGAAGGAUACCGAGGCCAAUGGAUUCUCAGACUCCCACAAUGCACUCCGCUCCCUUGGCUGCUUUUCCUCAGGGCAGGUGGAUCCUGAUGUGGCAUCAUGUGCAGCAGGAGAACUCUCAAUGCCUUCUGAUCAAUAUGAGCUGCAGCUCCAGAACAGCAUCCCAGAUCCUCAGGGAGACCCUGCCCGUCCUGUGGCCAUCCUGACACAGGACACAUCAAGAGUCACUGCCAUGCAGAUGGGACAGAGCAACCUGGUCCUGGGCCACAGGAGUAUCCGUAUGCAAGGAGCUUCUAGGCUCCCCAACAGCACCAUCUAUGUGGUUGAAGCCGGAUACCUAGGUUUCACAGUCCACCCUGGUGACAGAUGGGUGCUUGAGACUGGACAUCUGUAUGCAAUUACCAUCGAAGUAUUUGAUAGAUCCAGCAACAAGGUCUACCCAUCUGANAACAUCCGAAUUGAAGCUGUGCUUCCUGCUGAGUUUUUUGAAGUUCUGUCGUCUUCCCAGAAUGGAUCUUAUCAUCACAUCAGGGCUAUCCAGAGUGGCCAGACGGCCAUCAGUGCAACCCUCACCUCUGUGGUGGACCAGGACGGAGGGGUCCAUGUGCUUCAGGUACCUGUGUGGAACCAGCAAGAAGUAGACAUUCAUAUCCCCAUCACACUCUAUCCCAGCAUCCUGACAUUUCCAUGGCAACCAAAGACAGGAGCCUAUCAGUAUACCAUAAAGGCCCAUGGAGGCAGUGGGAACUUCAGCUGGUCUUCGUCAAGCUCCAUGGUUGCCACAGUCACCGUCAAGGGGGUCAUGACCACAAGUGGUGACACUGGCCUCAGUGUGAUCCGGGCUCAUGAUGUUCAGAAUCCUCUCCAUUUUGGCGAGAUGAAGGUGUAUGUGAUUGAGCCCAGCAGCAUGGAGUUUGCCCCGUGCCAGGUGGAGGCUCGAGUGGGUCACACCCUGGAGCUGCCCCUGACAAUCAGUGGCUUCAUGCCCGGUGGGGGCAGUGAGGUGGUCACCCUGAGCGACUGCUCCCAUUUCGACCUGGUGGUGGAGGUGGAGAACCAGGGUGUGUUCCAGCCAUUGCCAGGGAGACUGCCGCCAGGACCUGAGCACUGCAGUGGGGUCAAAGUGAAAGCCGAUGCCCAGGGGUCUACCACCCUCCUCGUGAGCUACACACACGGCCAUGUACACUUGGAUGCAAAGAUCACUCUUGCUGCCUACCUGCCCCUCAAGGCUGUGGAUCCCUCUUCUGUUGCUGUGGUGACCCUGGGCUCCUCAAAGGAAAUGCUAUUUGAAGGAGGCCCCAGGCCAUGGGUCCUGGAACCUUCCAAAUUCUUUCGGAAUGUCACUUCUGAAGACACAGGCAGCAUCAGCCUGUCUCUCUUGGGUCCUCCAGCCUCCCGGAAUUACCAGCAGCACCGGGUCCUCAUGAUCUGCCAGGCCUUGGGUGAGCAGGUCAUUGCUUUGUCCGUGGGGAAUCGGCCCAGCCUCUCUAACCCCUUCCCUGCUGUGGAGCCCACUGUGGUGAAGUCAAUCUGUGCUCCACCAUCCAGGCUCACUCUCAUGCCUGUCUAUGCCCUCCCGCAGCUGGACCUAUCCUGUCCAUUGCUGCAGCAGAAUAAGCAGGUGGUUCCAGUAUCCAGUCACCGUAAUCCCCUGUUAGACCUGGGUGCCUACGACCAACAGGGCCGGCGAUUCGAUAACUUCAGCUCUCUGAGCAUCCAGUGGGAGUCCUCCCGGCCAUUGCUGGCCAGCAUUGAGCUUGACCAGCCCAUGCAGCUGGUAUCCCAGGAUGAUGGGAAUGGCCAAAAGAAACUACAUGGUUUGCAGACAGUCUCGGUUCACGAGGCAUCAGGAACCACAGCCAUCUCUGCCACAGCGACUGGCUACCAGCAGUCCCACCUGAGUGCAGCCAGAGUGAAGCAAGCGCAUGACCCUCUAGUGCCUGUGUCAGCCUCCAUCGAGCUUAUUCUCGUAGAGGAUGUGAGGGUCAGUCCGGAAGAAAUGACCGUCUAUAACCAUCCUGGUGUCCAGGUGGAACUCCACAUCACAGAAGGCUCUGGAUACUUCUUCCUCAACACAAGUACCCAGGACAUCAUCAAGGUGGCCUACCAGGACACCCGGGGCGUAGCUCUGGUGCACCCUCUGCUCCCAGGCUCAUCGACUGUCAUGGUCCAUGACUUGUGCCUGGCCUUCCCAGCCCCCGCAAAGGCCAUCAUUCACGUCUCUGACAUCCAGGAGCUCUAUGUUCGAGUGGUGGACAAGGUGGAGAUCGGGAAGGCCGUCAAAGCCUAUGUCCGUGUGUUGGACUUCUACAAGAAGCCUUUCCUGGCCAAGUACUUCACCUUUAUGGACCUGAAGCUUCGAGCAGCCUCCCAGAUAAUCACGCUGGUGACUCUGGAUGAAGCUCUAGACAACUACACAGCCACAUUCCUCGUGCAUGGUGUGGCCAUUGGCCAGACUAGCCUGUCUGCAAGCGUGACGGACAAAUCUGGGCAGAGAGUCAGCUCUACCCCACAACAAAUCGAGGUCUUCCCCCCAUUCAGAUUGAUACCCAGGAAGGUGACACUGAUCAUUGGAGCCAUGAUGCAGAUCACCUCUGAGGGGGGCCCCCAGCCUCAGUCCAACAUCCUCUUCUCCAUCAACAAUGAGAGUGUGGCAGCAGUGAGCAGCUCUGGGCUGGUGCGUGGGCUCAUGGUCGGCAAUGGCUCUGUGCUGGGAGUCGUGCAGGCAGUGGAUGCAGAGACUGGCAAGGUCAUCAUCGUCUCCCAGGAUCUUGUCGAAGUGGAGGUGCUACAGCUCCAGGCAGUGAGGAUCCGUGCUCCGAUCACACGAAUGAGAACCGGGACCCAGAUGCCUGUCUUUGUCACCGGAAUCACCAGCAACCAGAGCCCUUUCUCCUUUGGCAAUGCUGUGCCAGGCCUGACCUUCCACUGGUCUGUCACCAAAAGGGAUGUCCUGGACCUUCGAGGGCGGCACCAUGAGGUAUCUAUCCGGCUCCCACCUCAGUAUAAUUUUGCCAUGAAUGUGUAUGGCCGAGUGAAAGGUCGGACUGGACUUCGGGUUGUAGUCAAAGCUCUGGACCCCACAGCUGGGCAGCUGCAUGGUCUCGGCAAGGAGCUCUCAGAUGAGAUCCAAAUUCAGGUAUUUGAAAAACUGCGGCUGCUGAACCCUGAAAUAGAAGCAGAACAAAUACUAAUGUCACCCAACUCAUUUAUAAAGCUGCAGACAAACAGGGAUGGUGCAGCCAUUCUGAGCUACCGUGUCCUUGAUGGGCCUGAGAAGGCUCCCAUUGUUCACACUGAUGAGAAAGGGUUUCUGGUGUCGGGCUCUGGAAUUGGAGUGUCCACCCUGGAAGUGAUUGCACAGGAGCCUUUCGGCACCAACCAGACUAUCCUUGUCGCUGUAAAGGUCUCUCCUGUUUCAUACCUGAGGAUCUCCAUGAGCCCAGUCCUGCACACUCAGCACAAGGAGGUGCUGACAGCUCUGCCUCUGGGGAUGACUGUGACCUUCAUUGUCCACUUCCACGACAGCUCUGGAGACAUCUUCCAUGCUCAUAAUUCAGUCCUCAAUUUUGCCACUAACAGAGAUGACUUCGUGCAGAUCGGCAAGGGUGCCACCAACAACACCUGCAUCAUCCGCACAGUCAGUGUGGGCUUGACGCUGCUCCAUGUGUGGGAUGUGGAGCACCUCGGCCUCUCCGACUUCGUGCCACUACCUGUCCUACAGGCCAUCACCCCAGAGUUGUCUGGAGCCGUGGUGGUGGGUGACAUCCUCUGUCUGGCUAGUGUUCUCACUAGCCUGGGAGGUAAGAGGGAAAUAGUGGUCGGCACCCCUCAGAAGAUUGUGGCCCGUCGCCUCCACUCUGCCCAGACCAGUAUCCAGGAAGCCACAGCCUCCAAAGUGACUGUCAGCGUGGGAGACAGGAGCUCUAACCUACUUGGUGAGUGCUCCCCUGCCCAGCGAGAGGCCAUUGAAGCCUUGCACCCUGAGUCCCUCAUCAGCUGCCAACUCCAGUUCAAGCAAGAUGUCUUUGACUUCCCUGCUUGUGAUGUCUUCACCGUGGAACCAGGAUUUGAUGCUGCUCUGGGCCAGUACCUCUGCUCGGUUACUAUGCACAGGCUGACAGAUAAGCAACUGAAGCACUUGAACAUGAAGAAGACAUCACUGGCAGUCACCGCCUCCAUCCCCAGCAGCUAUACCUCUGUAGAGAAGGUGGGAGCUGAGGUCCCCUUCAGUCCAGGGCUCUAUGCCAACCAGGCAGAAAUCCUUUUGAGCAACCACUAUACCAGCGCCGAGGUCAAAGUCUUUGGUGCUGUGGAGAUUCUGGAAAACUUGGAGGUGAAAUCCGGAUCCCCGGCAGUGCUAGCCUUCGUGAAAGAGAAGUCAUUUGGGCUGCCCAGCUUCAUCACGUACACAGUUGGUAUCUUGGAUCCCACAGCUGGCAGCCAGGGCCCUCUGUCCACUGCCCUGACCUUCUCCAGCCCUGCCACUAACCAGGCCAUCACCAUUCCAGUCACUGUGGCCUUUGUGUUGGAUCGUCGUGGGCCUGGUCCCUAUGGAGCCAGCCUCCUGUCACACUUCCUGGACUCCUAUCAAGUCAUGUUCUUCACCUUUUUUGCUCUGCUGGCUGGGACAGCAGUCACCAUUAUAGCCUACCAUACAGUCUGUGCACCCCGGGAACUUNCUUCACCCCUGGCCCUCACGCCCCGUGCCAGCCCUCAGCACAGCCCCCACUAUCUUGCCUCAUCUCCGGCUGCUUUCAACACACUGCCUUCUGGUCGCAAAGCCAGCCCUCCCUCAGGGCUCUGGAGCCCAGCCUAUGCCUCUCACUAGGCAAUGUGCAGGGCUGGUAUUACUACACGGCUGAACUGACACCUGGAUAGAAGGGUCACUGUCAUUUUCACACCGGGGUGAGACCACGCCUGGGCCCGAGGCCAUCCUCACUGCCCUGGCCGUGCUGAAUCACUGCCUGAUUCACACAAGCAAGGGAUUUUAAUUUGUUUGCUUUUAAAUCUCUUUCCCAGUCUUGAGGGCCAGGGCUUCCUGGUUCCCUCCUUCUCAUGUGGUGUGCAGGGUUUGGGGGUGCUGCUUAAUCUUGUGUUUGUUCUGCUCGAGGAAGCUCGCUUCCCUGUUCAUGGCUUUUGAGUACUGGGAGCUGUUUCUACAUCAUCUACAGAUAAUGUCACUGUAGUGAUCUCAGGGAAAGGAUUUUCUCAUUACUCCUGGGGUUUUUGUGGUGUUUGGAAUAGAACCCAGGGUUUCAUACCUGCUUGGCAAUUGCUUGUCCAUUGGCACAUGCGCACACCAGCCCUUUUUUGUGGGUUUUUGUUGUUGGUUUUUUUGUUUUUUUUUUUUUUUUCAUGAAAACUCACUCUUCUCCUUAUCCUACUGCUGCUAGGAAAUGUGGGGGGCAAGCAGAUGUGGAUGUCCCCUAGGGGACACCAUGCCCAGAGCCCUGUGCUGACUGAGCCUUCUUACUGUGAUAGUUACUGAGCCUCAGCAGAGUGGUCCUCCCUUCAGAGCCCCGGGAGGUCUUGUUUCAGCAGAAGGGCUUCUGUCACCAGUNUUGGAAUACCUCUCGCUCUCCCUGAGGCGGCUUGGAAAUAGCCACAGCAUCAUCGGCCCUGCCCUGUANCUGGCAGGGAUCUUCUGAUCUCUGGGUUUGUUCUGAGAUGCUGCUGUGACUUGUGGAGCAGAGAGACCCAAUGUCAUCUGCUCAUCUGCCUUGGAAGACAGAAUGCAGUACCUCAGCGGAUCUGAGCCACCCGAUUGGCCCUCCUCUCCUCCUCCUCUGCCACCAGCACUCACCUCCCUAGCCCAGGAACAGAAGAGGAUGCCUUGGGAAUACGAUGCGUCUUCAUGUCCAAGCUCAGGGACAUGGCCUCUGCUUCAGGUCCAGGUGCUGUGGUGCUGUCAGAACGAGCCAGAGACUCACCUCCAAGUGGACGUGUAUGGGCACCACGUCACCAAGAGUUGUUUGCCUUUGAAGGUCAUGUGUGAUCCUUUGAGGCUGAGCCACAGGAUAGACUUUCUGGAGGUGGGGAUAGAGUCUUUGUGCCCAGCCGGCCGCUCAAUCUCCCCCCAGAGCUGUUAAUGGAGUCUUCCCUGCAUUUGUUUAAUAAAGUUCUGUGUAGUUUCUUAA